AUGUACCGCAGUCAUGAAAUUUCUUCGGAAGUAGGAUGCCAGCAGGGUGAUCCCUUGGGGCCGGCUAUCUUUUGUUUAGCUAUCAACCCCAUCAUUCAAAAUUUAUCUUCUGAUUUCAAUGUCUGGUACCUGGACGAUGGAACAUUAGGAGGCAACUUGGAAACAGUCCUUUCGGAUCUCUCCGUUCUCAAGUCCAAGUUCGAGUCCAUAGGUCUAGACCUGAACUAUAACAGCGAAGGAGCUGAACGCGCUCGUUUGAUCGCAGUUGGUUGUAGGGACGCUGGCCACUGGCUCAACGCAUAUCCCUCACCCAAUACUGGCACUCAUCUAGACGGAAACACCCUCCGUGUGGCAGUUGGUCUACGCCUGGGGGUUCCAAUCUGUGCGCCGCAUAUAUGCCACUGUGGGAGUGAUGUGGAUCAGAUGGGGCGUCAUGGUCUGUCUUGCCAGCGAAGCGCGGGGCGAUUGUCUCGUCACGCCGCGCUCAAUGACAUUAUCCGCCGGUCUCUUGUCACCGUCAACGUGCCUGCGAUACUCGAGCCGGCCGGUAUAGCUCGGGACGAUGGCAAGAGACCUGAUGGUAUGUCGCUGAUUCCGUGGAGGAUGGGACGAGUGUUGGUGUGGGACGCGACCUGCGUGGCACCGUCUCACCUUCACGGUACUACCAAGAAAGCGGGUGCUGCUGCCGAAGCUGCCGAGACCCUCAAGAGGCGGAAAUACGGGGGUCUCGACGCCAAUUACAACUUUAUUCCUUUCGGUGUUGAGACCCUCGAUAUUGAACGGGCUAUGAAAUAUUGCGAGAGGGUAACCAAAAUAACAGAUCGCAAAAAGUUGAUCGAGUUCAUCAACGGAUGCCGCGGCUCUCGGGAAUGGAAGUACGUCAUCUCGUUCAUGAAGCAGCUAGAAGGGUCUGCCUUGAUCGAGAUAUUUGUAGAAAUCCUGCAUGUGCUGACAAACGAAACCAAUGUGUUCAAGGCGUAUGCGGUUUUGGAGCGGCUCACGGGCCACGCUGAUUUUGAUGCCGUUUACGAGAUUCUUGAGAAGAUUUCCAGCGGAAAAAAUUCCCAUGAAAUAGCUGAUUUCUUCAGGCACGUUGCUCAUACCAACGGUGUGGACGGUAUACGCAUUCAGGUUGACAAGUUGACUGGAGGAGAAGGCUCGCCUGAGUUCCCUAAGGUGCUGGGCGUGCUGAUGCCAGAAAUCGAUCUGAAGGGUUGCCUCAACCUGCUUAUUUCGGUCACCAGAGCUAGUGAUCUUGGCGAGGCCAUCGUUGAAUUCAACAAAAUCCUGGGCGAGAAGCAGUUCUCACAGAGCAUCAUCAUCAUCAAAAAGAUCACCGGACAGAGACAAUUCAAAUACUCAUUGGAGGAGCUGACCCACGAAUGUAACAAACUCAGUCUCAGAGUGGUGAUUGAGACAUUGUACAAGAUCACUGGACGACGCAAUAUUUUGGAUGUUGAUACGAUUUUCUUCGAGGUUUUCGAGAUUGACAAUAUUGUGACCCUCAUAAAGAGGAUCAACAAGAUGUCGAAGAGGAUCGACGCGCUCACCUUCCUAGAGUCUCUACUGGAGAUCACGCAGACCGAUACUAUCCAGGACGCCAGCGUUCAGCUCAAGAAGCUCACCACCAAGAAAUUGUCAACUAUGGUUCUCUUGGAAGAAAUACGGACGCAGUCAGGACACGACGACAUCAUUGAAUUCUUCAGGCGCCUCAUCGAAUACACUUCUACCAAAUCUAUCCAGGAGGCUUGGGAGAUCAUGAUCACCUACAUCACAGUGAAAGAUAUCUUCGAAUUCUUCGAGAAGAUAUACAAGUACACCCGUGUCCAGGCGAUCACGUUCGUGGAGACCAUCAUGAAGGUGACCAACUCCAGCAACUUCACGCUGGCCAUCUCCAAGCUGAACAGGCUCACGGGCGAGAAGUAUAUUAUCAGGUUCUUUGAAAUUUUUAUCACCAUCAGCAAGAAGUUUGAUUUCGAGGAAGUAAUUGUGAUAAUUGAAGAAUACACUGAAACUACUGAUUUCGUGGACGCACUCAAGCGGCUUAGGGAAGCGACUGGAGAAACAGAUAUUGUUAAAUGUGUCGAAUACAUCAAAGAAAACAAGCCAAGCAAAAUUUCAACCAAGACGUCCACAACCACAACAACAACGACUGAAGAGCCAACGACUACGACAACUGAAACGCCAACAACAACGACGACCGAAGAGCCAACGACUACGACAACUGAAGCGUCAACCACAACAACGACGACUGAAGAGCCAACGACUACGACAACUGAAGCGUCAACCACAACAACGACGACUGAAGAGCCAACAACUACUACAACUGAAACGCCAACAACAACGACGACCGAAGAGCCAACGACUACGACAAUUUACGGUAAACCAGGACAACCCGGUGAUAUUGAUGAAACCGACAUCGAAAAGAAAAAGAAGAUAAUCAAAUCAGAAACUGAGGAAGAAGUUGAUGAGACCGAGGAGGAAAAGGAGAUCCGCAUCAAGAAACAAAAAGAAAUAGAAGAAGAGGAAGACUAUGAAGAUUACGAGGACAGCGAUGGUGUACAUCACAAGAGACGCCGCCCUGGCAAGCCUGGCAAACCAGGGCAACCUGCUCAACCGGCUAAACCGGCCAAACCUGCGCAGCCAACACAACCAAGGCAACCAGCUCAACCUAGCCAGCCAGGACAACCAGGUCAACCUCACAAACCAAGCAAGCCUGAACAACCAGGCAGCACGCCACAACAACCAGCUCAACCUAGCCAGCCAGGACAACCAGGUCAACCUCACCAACCAAGCAAGCCUGAACAACCACCAGCCAGUACAACCAGAUCAACCUCACCAACCAAGCAAGCCUGA
Cydia amplana is the source of this 2856-nucleotide messenger RNA. RefSeq lists its product as uncharacterized. The record is from RefSeq and is a predicted model, not a curated record. Lineage: Eukaryota; Metazoa; Arthropoda; Insecta; Lepidoptera; Tortricidae. The transcript has 23 exons. Bases 1 to 2856 code for a protein of 951 amino acids.